GAUUUUUGAGGCAGAUUUAGAAUUCGGAGUCUUGCCAUCAGAGGAGAGAAGACCUUAGAUCAUCCGCUUCCACAGCUUCACCACUUCCAUUCCGCGGGGCACGAGAGAACUUCACAAGGCAACGUAGAUAAUUUCCAUUAGCUUCGUACGGUACCCUCUCUCUCUCUCUCUCUGAGAAUUUAUAUAUAUUAAUUAUGAUGAUUAUAAAUCUUAUGUUUUCUUUUCUCAACCGUUUUGACUACUACUGUUUGCGGCCAUGAAGAUGUGUGAAGAUCAGAUGAUUUGUUCUCUAUCUAUCUUACUCAUGAUCAUUGAUUUCCUUUUAUGCUUAAUUUUCUUGUUUGAAUCAAUUGAGUACACCUCCAUCUGAUCACUGAUUAACUUUAUGUCACUGAUCUUUAAUAUAGGAUAAAAAUUAAACAUGGUUCGACCAAAAGACCAGUUUUGGGUGUAUGCAGAGGAUUUGAAAAAUGGUCGUUUUUCCUGUAAUUUUUGUCAUCUUCAAUUUCCGGGAGGUAUUUCUAGGAUAAAAUGGCAUUUGUCUGGACGUAAGUGCCACGAUAUUAAAGUUUGUGAACAAGUGCCACGACAUAUUCAGUUAGAAGUGAGAAAAGUACUCGACACUCCCAAUAAGAUCAAAGCUGAUAGAUCAUCUCUGGUUGAGGAUGAAAAUCACUCAAUUCUUUCAGUACCAUCUCGUUGCCCAAAUCUAUAUACGGAAAACGAUAGCAUUUUGGUGGGUCAAAAUAACAAUAACGUUAGAGAGGGUGAUAAUCUUUCCACUCCAGCUUCGUCAUCACGUGCGCAAAAUGCAUGUAACAAAAAGGAUAAGUACUGUCAAGAAGUACUUGAUGAACAAUUGGCUAAGUUGUGCUUCUUCUUUGGUAUUCAUCCUAAGGCCGUUGUCUCUCCCAUUUUCGAGGACUUUGUGAAGAGUAUUGUUGAAUUUGGACCCGGUUAUCAACCACCAAGUCCUUUUACCCUCGGGACUGAGUUGAUGUCAAAUGUGGAAAUGAAAGCUAAAAAAUAUGUUGAGGAUCUCAUAAAUGAUUCAUUUCAAGCAAAUUGUACCUUGAUGGUCAACAUUUGGAUAGAUUAUAAUGAUUUCAAUGAAGACCGUAAUAACCGUGUGGAUAUCUUUGUUUAUUCGCAAAGAGGUGUGGUAUGCUUGAAAUCAUGUAAUUAUGGGUUAAGAGAAGGUAUUCAAGAAGCCAUAUCUUCUACAAUUGAGUUCCUUGACCCCAGCCACAUUGUACAACUUAUAUACAAUGAUUACGAGGAUCAUCAUUAUUUAAACUGUGAGUUCUCCACAAUUAGGAAUACGGUUUUAGAGAACCAUCCUUGGAUUUGCGUGAAUCAUUGUCCUGUUGUUGUUAUUAAGGACUUCCUUUAUGAAAUGAGAUCAUGGUCGAAACUGCGUUCUUUAAUUGGUCUUGUGAGAUUAAUACUUUCAUACACUUAUCAUCAUUCCAAUAUGUCAUUUAGAAGAGGGAAGAAAAGACCGAAAGAAGAUUAUGCAUCCAUUAUUUUUAUGUUCAAAUCAGUUUUAGAAGUUGAAGAUGAACUGAAAGCCGUGCAAUUUUCUAUGAUAACAUUGUCGAGUGAUCGGGUGAAAUUGCUUGAUGAGCAGAAUGUAGCGGAACAUCUUAGAUGUGCAAAAUUUAUUGAUUACAUUAUCCGCCGUAAACAGUUUUGGAGUCGAGUGAAAGCAGUGGCACAAGUGUGGUUUUUAAUGUUUCAGACUCGAUGCCUGGUUAAUCGCGAGGACUCAAGUAUAGGAUACUUGUAUGAGAUGAUAGAAAGGGUGAGCGAUGGGAUUGACAAAAGUCGUAACUAUGAUUGUUCCCUUUAUGAUUUUGCAUGGGAAAAAUUCAGUGAUAUGAGAAGGAAGAUUAUUCAUCUAAUACAUGCAGCUGCUGCCUUUUUAAAUCCAGCUUAUAUGUGUAGUGAUAAUUUUAAGGAAAAUGUUGAAAUGAUAGCUGGCAUGGAUUAUGUGUAUGAAAAUAUGGUCGAGUCAGAGGAAAAGGAAGCAUUUACCAUGCAAAUACAACAAUACCGCACGAAAAUGCCAAAUUUAUUCACAGCUCAAGCCAUGACAAUGUUAAAAACAUGCCAUCCUCGAAUAUGGUGGGACUGUGGAAAACAUACCCCGGUAUUAAGGAAAUAUGCAAUUGGAAUAUUGUGUCAACCUUGUAGUACUUCAGUUUGUAAGCGUUAUCAAGUGCCGCAAGGUGAUUGGAGAUCAGAAGAUAAUUGGUCAGUACAAGUGAAUACAAUGAUCAUGAGCAUGAAUAAUUAUUCUGAAUCAUUACGGUUGGAACCGAUCAUUCUUGAUAAACUUGGCGGCGGUGAAGAUGACGAUGCUCUUAAGGAUGUGGAGGAACUGGUUGACAAAUACUACAUGGAUCAUGUUUUACCUCGCGCGAUUCACUGACGAUACUCUUGUUGAUCGCAUGAUAGAAGAUUGGAGGCUUUCAUGGCUAGAUAACUUUUCGAGUUUUCCUUACUUAUAUGGUAUUUAACUACUUAAAAGUCAUUUUGUUUUCUUUUCAUGUCUUAUAUUUAAGUCUUAUGAAUUGUAGAGUCUUAACAGUUUCAAACCUAAACACCAUU
This is a messenger RNA of Juglans regia (Persian walnut), 2613 nucleotides long. RefSeq lists its product as uncharacterized. Bases 422 to 2434 code for a protein of 670 amino acids. The transcript is spliced from 2 exons. Lineage: Eukaryota; Viridiplantae; Streptophyta; Magnoliopsida; Fagales; Juglandaceae. The record is from RefSeq and is a predicted model, not a curated record. Gene Ontology annotation, molecular function: DNA binding.